CAGUCUCCAAAUCACUCCUGGAAGACAGCGGCGGGAGGCACACGGCCAGCUCCUCGAGGCGCGGAGAGAUGCUGGACGCUGGGGACCAAAGCCUGCCCUGCGCUUAGGCCUCCUCCAGCCGAUGCUGCCAGGGAUCACUGACCUGCUGGCCGCCAGGGCCCGAUCCCGGGAGGCCCUCCUCCUGACUUGCCGACGUCACUCAGCUCCAGGCUGCAGAGAAUUCGGGAAGGUCGCAGAGCCAACAUGGAUCCCAACAGCGAUCAACCCCUGAACAGCCUUGAUGUCACCCCCCUGCGCAAAUCCCGCACCUCCCUGGAGACCUUCAGAAAGGUGGGGAUCCCCAUCAUCGCAGCGUUGGUGAGCCUGCUGACCAUCAUAGCCGUGGCUGUCCUCAUCAAGGUGCUUCUGGACAAUUACUUCCUCUGUGGGCAGCCCCUCCACUUCAUCCCGAGGGAGCAAGUGUGUGAUGGCCAGCAGGACUGUGCCUCAGGGGAGGAUGAGCAGCACUGUGUCAAGGAAUUCCCCGAUGGGCCUCCAGUGACAGUCCGCCUCUCCAGGGACCGAUCCACCCUGCAGGUGCUGAACCUGGCCACAAAGAACUGGGCCUCCGCCUGUUUCGACAACUUCACAGAAGCUCUGGCCAAAACAGCCUGUGGGCAGAUGGGCUAUGACAGCAGCAAACCCAUCUUCAGAGCCGUGGAGAUUGGCCCAGCCCAAGACCUGGAUGUUGUCAAAAUCACAGAGAACAUGCAAGAGCUUCAGGUGCGAAACUCAAGCGGCCCCUGUCUCUCAGGCUCCCUGGUUUCCCUGCAGUGCAUUGCCUGCGGAAAGAGCCUGAAGGUCCCUCGGGUGGUGGGUGGGGAGACGGCCUCUGUGGAUUCUUGGCCUUGGCAGGUCAGCAUCCAGUAUGACAAACAGCACAUCUGUGGAGGGAGCAUCCUGGACCCGCACUGGAUCCUCACGGCAGCCCACUGCUUCAAGAAGCAUCUCGAUGUGUCCAACUGGAAGGUGAUGGCAGGCUCAGACAAACUGGGCAACUUCCCAUCCCUGCCUGUGGCCAAGAUCUUCAUCAUCGAGCCAAACAUCACGUCCCGCAAAGAGCGGGACAUGGCCCUCGUGAAGCUGCAGCUCCCACUCACGUUCUCCGACACAGUCAGGCCCAUCUGCCUGCCCUUCUCUGAUGAGGAGCUCCCUCCAGCCACCCCACUCUGGAUCAUCGGAUGGGGCUAUACAGCAGAGAACGGAGGGAAGAUAUCUGACAUACUGCUGCAGGCAUCUGUCCAGCUCAUUGACAGCACUCGGUGCAAUGCAGAGGAUGCGUACCAGGGGGAGGUCACCAAGAAGAUGCUGUGUGCAGGCAUCCUGGAGGGCGGUGUGGACACCUGCCAGGGUGACAGCGGUGGGCCUCUGAUGUAUCGCUCUGACCGGUGGCAAGUAGUGGGCAUCGUGAGCUGGGGCUAUGGCUGUGGGGAGCCGAGCACCCCGGGAGUGUACACCAAGACCACAGCCUAUCUCAACUGGAUCUACAAUGUCCGGAAGAAGGAGACUAUCAGACAUUUUCCAGAGAACUGAUUCUGACAAGAAGUCUGAUCCAUGAUGCUGCUGCUGCCCCCCUGCAGUGCUGGAAACUGCUUCCCCCCGCCCCACCCUGUCCACCUGGGGAUCCCCCAGAAGUCAGGCACAGAGCAAGAGCCCCCUUGGACACACACCUCUGCCCACACCCUCAGCAUAUCUUGGUACAGCAAAGGACCUCCAUUCCUAUAAGAGACCCCACAGCCCACAGGCACCCAGGAAGUCAGCAGCCCCAGCUCAGCUGCCUCUCAUGCUCCCAGCAUCCCAAGGUGGGAGAGACACAGCCCACUGAACAAGCCAGCUUCCAGGCUGAGGUCCCAGAAGGCAUUGCUAAGCCAGGAAAGAACUUUCUACUCUACUGAAUGGAAACCGAUGCUCUUCUGAGAGCCCAGAUCAAUAAUUGAAAUCCUCAAAGGCCAAAAACAUCAAAAUAAAAUAAAACAAAACCAUCAGAAUUGUGAGCUGAAACUAAGGUGGAUAUCUGGGAGCAAUGGCUAACCAAUAUCUUCGGUUGCCCUGGGACACAGACCUACACUAAGGCUGAGAUCACAACUAAACCCAGACUCACUGCAGGUAGGGAAGCUGCACCUGGGAUUCCCACAUGGAACAGAGACCAUUGAAUGGGGUAAAUGUGAUCCCAGGUGGCAGAUCUAAUGAAGGAUGAAAACAUCCCACAUUUAGAGCCUCGGGAUUCCCAGACAGAGAUCCUCCAAACGUGAGCUCACAAAGAUUGGCCAACAUUUUAAAAAAUAAAAACCACCAUGGUUUUCCGUUUUCAAAAACAGAAAAUAGAACCUCAAGGACUUCAGGUGUUAGAAUUAUCUAUAAUAAGAACUAAUAGAGUAUUUCUAUGUACGGUACACGAUUCUAAGUGCCUCAUCAUGUAUGGAGUCACUUAAUACUCACACAAACCUAUGAGAUAGGUACUGUUCUUAUCCCCAUUUUAAGGAUAAGAAAACUAAGCAAAAUGAGAUUUAGGACCUUGCCUGAGGUUACAUACUGGUAAGUUGAACAUGAGCAUUCUGACUCCAGAGUUCAUGCUAUAAACUACCACACAUUCACAUUGUUGUACAUCUGUCACCACCAUUCAUCUCCAGAAUAGUUUUCACCUUGCCAAACUGACACUCUGUACCUAUUAAAUAAUAACCCUAUUUCUCCCAUA
Molecule: messenger RNA, 2734 nt
Organism: Aethalodelphis obliquidens (Pacific white-sided dolphin)
Lineage: Eukaryota; Metazoa; Chordata; Mammalia; Artiodactyla; Delphinidae
Gene: TMPRSS4
Product: transmembrane serine protease 4
Exons: 14
Coding region: 244-1572 (442 amino acids)
Biological process (GO): proteolysis
Cellular component (GO): membrane
Molecular function (GO): serine-type endopeptidase activity; protein binding
Source: RefSeq, a predicted model, not a curated record